AAGAGGAUAAGGGACAAAUAUCUCAAGAGAAAAUCUGGUUAGAUAAAGAACACAUAGUACGUUUUUAUCUAGGUUUUAAAAACGCAAUUGAAGCAUGAUCCAGGAGGUAGCAGUAAUACAACACUUUGGAGUCAAACUGCCGUUAUAAACUAAAGAAGAAGAACUAAAUGGAUCUUAAGACACAAAUCAGCUGACAAGCUGAUAAGACUUCUGGAGACGAUGCGCUCAUAAAGGCAGGAAGCGAAUAUUCUGUGUUUUUAUCUGUUCAGAAUGAGCAUCAACAGCAGCGAACAGGCGGAUGUUUAUACCAGGCUCUCUGGAAGAGACUCCUCUGUUAGCGAGAACACUCCUCUGUUGGGAAAUGGAUCGGUGCAGACCAGAGCCACUGGAGCCUCAAUCGCCUCCUGUGUGUUCAACCUGAUGAACGCCAUCAUGGGCAGCGGGAUUCUGGGCCUGGCUUAUGCCAUGGCCAGCACAGGGAUAGUUGGGUUUAGCAUCUUGUUAGUACUGGUGUCCAGCCUUGCAUUAUAUUCCAUCCAUUUGCUUCUGACGCUUUGUGACCAAACAGGUAUCAACUCGUAUGAGGAACUUGGAGAAAAAGCCUUGAAAAAACCAGGAAAGAUUUUGGUCGGUUUAGCGAUUGUCAUCCAAAAUAUCGGCGCCAUGUCGUCCUACUUGUUCAUCUUGAAGUCGGAGCUUCCUGCAGCCAUCAGCAGCCUCCUGAGCGCAGGAAACACCGGACAUGUCUGGUAUGAAGAUGGCAGGCUACUUCUCAUCAUCGUCACACUUUGUGUCGUCGUGCCUUUAGCAAUGUCCCCAAAAAUCGGAUUCCUGGGUUGGACCAGCAGCCUUGCCUUCAUCUUCAUGUUGUAUUUUACAGUUGUGGUUGUGGUGAAGAAAUGGUCUAUUCCAUGUCCGCUGCCUUACAACAUGACAACACUCUCAAACUUUACGAAGGUAUCAAACUCAACUGACUCAGAAUGUACACCUAAACUCUUCAUCCUCUCCAUAAAGAGUGCCUACGCCAUCCCUACUAUGGCCUUCUCCUUUCUGUGCCACACCGCCAUCCUGCCCAUCUACUGCGAACUGGAGCGACCAACCAAAACCCGAAUGCAGAACGUUGCGAACAUCAGCAUCAGUUUCAGCUUCCUGCUCUACUUCAUUUCUGCUCUGUUUGGGUACCUCACCUUCUAUAGUCAUGUACAAUCUGAGCUGCUGCUCGGCUACGGCGUGUACCGGCCGCACGACAGAAUGGUGAUCACGGUCCGGGUGGCCAUCCUUCUCUCUGUGCUGCUGACGGUGCCGCUCAUACACUUCCCUGCCCGUAAGGCUGUGAUCGUGAUGCUGUUCGGAGGACGCCGCUUCUCCUGGCUGACCCACAUCGUCUCCACGCUGAUCAUCCUGGGUGUGGUGCUGAUGCUGGCCAUCGUCGUGCCUGAUAUCAGGAAUGUGUUUGGAGUCGUUGGCUCAACGAUGUCCAGCUGCCUGCUGUUUGUUUUUCCAGGAAUCUUCUACCUUAAAAUCAGCAGCCAGCCAAUCAAAUCCUUCGACUCCAUCGGGGCCAUACUUCUGGUGGUUUUUGGGUUGAUAAUGGGUGUCACCAGUCUCACUGUUAUCAUUCUGUCGUGGGUGUUGAGCUCUUGAUCCGAAUCCAAGCCAGAAAGGGAAAAGUGAACCAAAGAAACUGAAUCAUGAAAGGGACCAGCAUCACCUCAGGGACUUUUUAUGAUGACACUAAAAUGUUUAUACAGCUUUCAAAUUAUGAGAAAGUUUUUCUACAUAUUGACUUUUACAUUUUUUUAUUUUUGUGGAUGAUUUUACUGUUUUGAUUUUGCACUUUAUUAUCCUUUUAAACUUCCCUGGAAGCCUUAAUGAUUCUUGUCCUAACUUGAUGUAUUUCUGCUCUGUUUUGAGCACUAAAUUAAGGGAAAAUUGUUUACGUAAUGAAACCCGGGUUUGCUUGUUUAACCACUAAAAUGUCUUCAUCAGUACGUCUAAGACUCAUCUGUGUAAACAUGUGUUUGAUUGGCAGCAGCGGUUAUGAUGCUGAGAGCCACGCUCUUCUGCGGUUCGGCUUUCUGCUAAUGAAAGCCACACGCUCCGCACGUUUCCAUUCGCUGUUACACUGUUUAGUUCGUCUUUAAGUCGCCUCUCAAACACUCAGACUACUAGUCGGCUUUCUGCUUUAAAGAAGAGCCACUUCAAUCAGCCUCCUCAUUAAAUAAAAUGCAAUAAAUAACCAUAAACAAACUACAGAUGACAACAGUUGACAGUUGUGCAAUUAAACACAGCUAAACUCCACAACAUUAAUCAUAACAGUUUAAAAAACACACACAAAACAUAAAAUCACACAUUUUCAACCUAAAUAUAAAAUGUAUGUUAAAAUAUAAUACUUGUAAUAAGGAAACAGUUACAGAAAAAGGGGGAGGAUCUCUCAGUUACUUUAGGAGGAACGUGUCUAACCAUUAGUAACCAUGGAAACGGUGUAGGGGGAAAAAACGGCUAUUGUUUCGUCUUCUGUACGUUUUUAAAGCUGCUCCAGUGUAAAGGGAACCGUAGAGAUUUAAAUCAUGUGGUGUGAAUUCAGACAAAGUGGUAAUUGGAUCAACACGUCAGAACGGAGGAGGUUUGGGUCGGUUUCUAUCACGCUUCUGUAAAUACCGUCGUUGUCUGUGAGACCCAACCAGAUGAGUUACACUCAGAGAAAUUAGCUCGACUCGAACAAGUAGAAGCCAUGAAUAAACUGACAAAAACAACUUCAGUUGCUCUGGUCAAUACUCCGAUCUUCAUUUCCGACGUCCAUCGACAACGACUGAGUGACGUAGUGGCAAACGGUUAAUAUGCUAAUAAAUGUCUGGAGAAAAAUUAGUUCACUAAACUAAAUGGAUUUGAAGAACAAAUAAAACAUUUUUGACAAACUUCACAUGUGUAAUAUAAACAAAAUGGAACCAUAAUAAAUGGCUUCUGAAUCUUUUUCCACCUACAAUGUGACCUUUGACUGAGCAUCUUUAGACGUCUUGUGUCUAUAUACUAAAUUAGUUAGGGUAUUUAAAAUUAAGAGCUUACAGUUUCUUAAAUUUGAUAGAUAAAAGAAAGAUGCCCUUAAAUACUUUAAUCGCAGAUCUCAAAUUUUGUGAUGGCACAAACAUUUUAUUUCAUAUAGUAGUUUAUUUUUCUCCUGGGACAUUUUUUGUAAGGAAAUUUGAGUCGCAGGCAGAUGACAUCAUUGCGUUCUGUGACUUCAGGCGCUGAAGCUACCACUUACUAGCUGCUAACUAACCUUGCUUAGCCAGCUUUAAUUAUGAUUUUUUUUUAAGUAUUGUCAGUUGGUUGGGAAAUGUUGGUCUUUGCCACUGGGUCUCUUCUGUUGCCAAAAUAUCAACUGCUAUAUUCAUUCUGUGCAAAAAAAAAAAAAAAAAAAAAAGGCAUUAC
Messenger RNA from Poecilia reticulata (guppy), 3432 nucleotides. RefSeq names its product solute carrier family 38 member 6 (gene slc38a6). Gene Ontology annotation, biological process: amino acid transmembrane transport; L-glutamine transport. Gene Ontology annotation, cellular component: plasma membrane. NCBI's taxonomy places the organism in Eukaryota, Metazoa, Chordata, Actinopteri, Cyprinodontiformes, Poeciliidae. The record is from RefSeq and is a predicted model, not a curated record. Gene Ontology annotation, molecular function: L-glutamine transmembrane transporter activity.